CAUCGGUGACAUCAUCAUCAUCUUCUUCUACUUCAUCAUCGUCUGCUGAGCAGCACCAUUGUGUGAUCUUUCUUUCAUUGACCAGCUCUCUAAUUUACACUGCGCCAACAUGGACCAGAACCAGGACCAGAAUCAAGCCCAGGCUGACAUGGAGUUGCAGCCCGCGGCGAACCAAGAAGUUCCGACCAGCCAGGCCGAACCUCAGUGUCCGGCUGCGGAUGCUGAUGCGACGGAGGCCGAUGUGAGCGAGGUGGUUCUGGACCAGGACCAGGAGAAACAGCCCAUGACCGGAGCAGGAGAUGCUGCUCAGGCGGCCGAGGGCGAGAAGAACGGCUUCGUGAAGGUGAAGAUGGAGGAGGAGGAGGAGAAGUUCACUGGUCUCAACAAGGAGGAGCUGCUACGAGUGGCGGGAACACCCGGGUGGGUGCGCACGCGCUGGGCGCUGCUGGUUCUAUUCUGGCUCGGCUGGUUGGGCAUGCUGAGCGGCGCCGUGGUCAUCAUCCUGCAGGCGCCACGCUGCAGGGACCUGCCUGCCACCUACUGGUGGAACCAGGGACCGCUCUACCAGAUCGGACGCGUCCAGUCCUUCACGGACGCUGGAAAUCUCAAAGGUGUGCAGCACAAGGUGGAUGCCCUGUCCAAGCUCAAGGUCAAAGGUCUCGUGAUCGGACCCAUCCAUGUGGCGCCGCCGGACGACGCCAUGAAUCUGAGCUUUGAGGAGGUUUCACCCGACACCGGCAGCUUGGAGCAAUUUAAAGACUUGCUGCACACCACUCACAGGAAGGGCAUGAUGGUGGUUUUGGACCUCACACCUAACUACCGCGGUUCCACCGGUGCCUGGUUCUCCAAAGUCAGCGUGACGGUGGUUGCUGAGAAGCUGAAGUCUGCAUUGGUCUUCUGGUUCAACCAAGGCGUGGACGGCGUGCAGCUGUCUGAGGUGGAGCACGUGGCCGCCAUGGUUCCAUCCCUGUGGGCCGACAUCCGGGCCAUCGUCCAGAACGGGACAAACGAGCGUCCCGCCAAGAGAGUUCUGAUGGGCGUCACAGAAAACCGCUCAGCCCGUGACGUCUCCGACCUCUUGUCCUCCACCGGGGUGGACCUCCUGACUUCCAAUGUCCUCCUGCCCGCAGACCUUCCCGAGUACGCUCAGUCCAUUUGGCACUUAUACUCAGCCCACGAUCAGAGCCAGUUGGCGUGGAAUGUGGGGGGGCGGGACGACGGUCACCUGGCCUCGUUGAGUGGCCCGGCGCUGGUCCGGCUUUACCAGCUGUUCCUGUUCACGCUGCCCGGGACACCUGUGCUCAACUAUGGAGAUGAGAUUGGCCUAAUGGAUGAGGACACAAAGUUUCCCAAAAUGCUUUGGGACUCAGAGGAGGAGCUUAACGGGACCCUGCAGGAGGAGCGUGAGCGCCGCAUGUCAUGUCGCAGUUUCUUCCAUAGUCUGAGUGAGCUGCGUGGGAAAGAGCGCUCCCUGCUGUUUGGAGACUUUGUGCCGCUCUUCAACUCAUCCUCCUCGCUGGCAUACAUGCGCAUCUGGGAUCAGAGCACACGUUACUUGGCUGCCGUCAACUGGGCCGACCAGGAGGCGAAGCUAGAAUUGAUCCAUGAGGCCCUGCCCCCGCAGGCCGAUGUGGUCCUUGCCACAAACGUGUCAGUGGAUACCACCAUGAACCCGGCUAGGCUGCACCUGGGUGCCAGAGAGGCUGUGCUCCUCAAGUUUCCCUACGCCGCUUAGAACCUCCAACGCCUCAAAUGUGAUGUCACUGUUAGCGUGUUAUCUGUGUGCUUAUUAAUGUGAAACAAAUCACAAUAAAUAACUAUGUGAGCUUAUAUUGUCAUGUGACCACUUUUGUACAAACAUUUGAAUUUUUUUCCUGCAUUUGUCUCUGCCUACUCACCAGUGAGACCAAAAGCACGUUCAUGUAUUUCUAUUAAUGAUGAUUCAUCACUUCAUUUCUUGAGCAAAGUUUGUUUUGCCCUACAGGGGGCGCAACAACAUGCUCCACAUGAGAACAUCAUCGAGACCAAAAAUGUCUAUGACGUCAUCGACAUCUUUGACCUUGACUCCUCCCGCUUCAGCUUAUAUUUGACAAGACACUUCCUGUGGGAGGAUGCUGCAAGGUUCCCCCUCACACACAAAUGAAUUGACGA
Dunckerocampus dactyliophorus (ringed pipefish) is the source of this 2151-nucleotide messenger RNA. Its product is annotated as 4F2 cell-surface antigen heavy chain-like. Gene Ontology annotation, biological process: amino acid transport; carbohydrate metabolic process. Lineage: Eukaryota; Metazoa; Chordata; Actinopteri; Syngnathiformes; Syngnathidae. The transcript is spliced from 8 exons. The record is from RefSeq and is a predicted model, not a curated record. Bases 110 to 1735 code for a protein of 541 amino acids.